Messenger RNA from Pongo pygmaeus (Bornean orangutan), 1112 nucleotides. Its product is annotated as TBC1 domain family member 3D. Lineage: Eukaryota; Metazoa; Chordata; Mammalia; Primates; Hominidae. The record is from RefSeq and is a predicted model, not a curated record.
AUGUUGGCUGACCGUACUCUGGGCAUGGUGGAUCAGCUGCUGGACGGUGAGAGGCACCCCCUGCAGGGUGGGUCCCCCAUGAGGAGCUGCAGGACCUUGUCUGACCCUGCUUUAGGGGGCUCUGAUCCCAUGGAGAGGGGUUCCCAGCACUCCAGGAGACUGAAACCCCAGGCGGCCCUGCUCAGGCCUCUGACCCCAGCCCAGAAAGGCAGGUCUCCCACAAUUCCUGUCCCCACAAAAUCCUUCGGGCUCACCCUGCAAUUGUGGGAUGUGCUCAUCUUGGAGGGCGAGCGGAUACUGUCGGCCGUGGCGCGUGCAUCAUUCAGAAUACACAGGGAGCGACUGAUGAAGCUUUCCUGGAGCACCAUCUGGGAGUUUCAGGAGCGACUGUUUCAGAGCUGGGCCCGGGAGGACAACGUGGUCCUCAGGAACCUUCAAAACUCCAUGAAGGAACUCACAAGGAAACACUGGGACCUGCCACCCCCAGCAGAACUGAAGUGAGGGUCCUUGAGGGCGCCCCCUGGCAUUGGACCCCUAUGUGAGGGGUACAGACUGGCCCUCCCCACCCCACCAGCUCAGCUCCAGGGACUCAUGCCAUCAGUCCCUUGGGACAAAAGCCUUGUCCUCCCUGGCCUGAUGGAGCUGUCCCCAAGGCUGAGGCCAAGGCCCAGCAGCAAAAGGAGGCUUCACCAGAACCCAGGGCAGCAAGCCCCUCUGUGAGGGGCCCAGAGGCUCAAGAUGAGGCCAGCCUGUCGCCCAGUGAGGUCAGGCCUUGCACAUGAAAAUGCCUGUGCUGGAACUCUAUGCCACAGCUCCCAACAGACCUGGAUGUUGGGAGUCCAUGGUUCCCUAACUGCAAUUUUGAACAGGGCUACCGGGCCCGUCACUUCAACAUCUUACCUGGGGCAGCUCUGGAACCACAGGACAGGCCCAGCCCAGCAAGCCCACUGGGACCCCGACACCAGGCCCUGUCUGGGCUUAUGACAGGAUGCAGGUCGAGAGACACCCCAGCAGCAAGGUGGCACCUCCCUGCAACCCCCCUCAGUAGAAGAACUUGGAAUGGAAGGAGCCCAGACGGCAAACGCCCAGCUGCCUUCAGCCCCAGACGGCUG